AUGGCCUCCCCUGUGGCCGGUGACUGCGAUCUGCAGUCCCCAUGGGGUCAGUGACCGCGAUCUGCACUGUCUGAGAUCGCAGUGACAGGCUGUCACUGCGAUCUCAGAGCGCUCUGAUCGCAGUGACAGCCUGUCACUGCGAUCAUUGUUACAUGUGUCAGCCUAAUGGCUGACACAUGUAACAGACGCAAUGAUCCCCCUGCAGAUUGGUAGGGGGGAGUGCUUGUACCACCCAGGCACUCCCCCUGUGGUCAAUUACCCAAUCUGCAGGAGGUGAUCACAGUGACAGGCAGUCACUGUGAUCACUGAUCCUGUGUGUCAGCCAGUGAUGUGAAAUCACUGUCUGACACUGUCUCUGCCCCUCUCCAGUAAUAAAAAUAAAAUAUUAGUUAAAAAAAAAAUACAGUUACAAAUAAAAUAUACUUAGAUCAUAUCUAUUAUAUAUAUAUAUACACACACACACACACACACACACACACAUUUACACAUACAUGAAGUGUAUUUAAUUAUUAAUAUAUAUAAUUAUUUAUAUAUACAUAUAUAUUACUAUCAAAUUACACGUAGACUGAUACUGAUUAUAUAUAUAUAUAUAUAUAUCUAUAUAUAUAUAAUUAUUGUUAUAUAUAUAUAUAUAUUUAUAUAUAAUAUAAAAAAAUGUAAAUACGUAAAAAAAAUAAAAUUAAAAAAUAAUUAAAAAUAAAUAAUUAAAAAAUAUAUAGAUGUUUGUUAUUUAGUUCUAACUGUAUUGUGAUAUUAAUAUAUAUAUAUAUAUUUAUAUCAAAAUACACGUAGAACGAAAUAAUAUAUAUAUCUAUAUACAUAAAUAUAUACGUAUAUAUCACUAUAUAUAUAUAUAUAUAUAUAUAUACCUAUAUAUAAAUAAAAAUAUUUAAAAAAAUUAAAUAUAUAUAAAGAAAAAGUGAACUUGGCACUCACCCUUUGUUGAAAAAUAUCAAAAGAUUCUUGCCUGGGUGCCCACCUCUGGCAUUGAUAAAUACGAAGAAUAUGUAUAAGGUGCACUCAUAGGUCUUUAAAUAAGUGAUAAGUUUAUUCCAACGUGCAAAUUACAUAUGCCACAAAAUUUAUGAUGAUCGACGUUUCGACCCACAAUCUUGAAAAAGGCCCUUUGUGGGUCGAAACGUCGAUCAUCAUAAAUUUUGUGGCAUAUGUAAUUUGCACGUUGGAAUAAACUUAUCACUUAUUUAAAGACCUAUGAGUGCACCUUAUACAUAUUCUUCGUAUAUAUAUAUAUAUAUAUAUAUAUAUAUAUAUAUAUAUAUAUAUAUAUAUAUAUAUAUAUAUAUAUAUAUAUAUAUAUACACACGUAUAUACAUAUAUGUAUAUAUAUAUAUAUAUAUAUAUAUUAAUUCUACACAUAUAUUUAUGUAAUAUUUUUACAUAAUUAGGUAUCCUAAUUAAUUACAAUUAGUGGGACCUGCCUGACAACCCAUGCCGAAAGUAUAUGGAAUUUAAUUUGCUAGCACUAUAUUUAACCCUAUAACUGUCCAAGACACCAUAAAACCUGUACAUGGGGGGUACUGUUUUACUCGGGAGACUUCGCUGAACACAAAUAUUAGUGUUUCAAAACAGUAAAAUGUAUUACAACGAUGAUAUCGCCAGUAAAAGUGAAGUUUUUUGCAUUUUUCACGCACAAACAGCACUUACACGGACGAUAUUAUUGCUGUGAUACUUUUACUGUUUUGAAAUAUUUGUGUUCAGCGAAGUCUCCCGAGUACAACAGUACCCCUCAUGUACAGGUUUUAUGGUGUUUUCAAUAGUUACAGCGUCAAAUAUAAGGCUUGCGUUUCAUUUUUUUCACAUUAAAAUUCGCCAGAUUGCUUACGUUGCCUUUGUGACCCUAUGGUAGCCCAAGAAUGAAAAUUACCCAUAUGAUGGCAUACCAUUUGCAAUAGUAAACAACCCAAGGUAUUGCAAAUGGGGUAUGUCCAGUCGUUUUUUAGUAGCCACUUAGUCACAAACACUGGCCAAAAUUGGACCAAAUGGCUACUAAAAAAGACUGGACAUACCCCAUUUGCAAUACCUUGGGUUGUUUACUAUUGCAAAUGGUAUGCCAUUAUGGGUGUAAAUUUAAUUCCUGGGCUACUAUACAGUCUCAAAGGCAACGUAACCAAUCUGGCGAAUUUCAAUUUCAAAUGUAACGUGCCAUAUUUGACCCUGUAACUUCCCAAAACGCCAUAAAACCUGUACAUAGGGGGUACUGUUUUACACGUGAGACUUUACUGAAUACAAAUAUGUGUAUUUUAUUGCAGUAAAAGCAAACAGUAUUAUGAGAUUGACAGUUAAAAUGUCAUGUAGAACUAAAAAAAUAACAAAAUUUCUUAUUUUCUCCCAUUUAUUUCAUAUUAAAUUAUGUUUCAUAGCUAAAUAUUUGAUGCUAAAUGAAAGCCCUGUUUCCCCUGAAUAAAAUGAUAUAUAAUAAGGGUGGGUGCAUUUAAUAUGAAAGAGGUGAAUUACGGUUGGACAGACAUGUAGCGCAAAUGCCAGGUUUUACGUUUUGUUUUGUUCACAACGUGUACAUUUGGCUCCGUCCUUAAGGGGUUACACAAAAAUAAAAUACAAACCACUCCAAGUAACUCCUGGUUUUCUAACUCCUACUUGAAAGAGUCUACUUAAUAGAUUCUGCUUUCAAGUAAUGUUGCCAUUGUCUACUACUUUUAGCUUAAUGGUGCUUGUAGGAGCAAGUGAAGAAGCAAGCAGCUGAAGGGAGAAUAGCGAUUAGAAGAUUGUUUUUUUUUUUUUCCUCUUGAGUUGAGUCUUGUGAUGUGGCUACACCUGCUGCCUAAGCAGAUACAGUUGGUAGAAGCUGAUGAUAGGGCACUGUGUUUUUCCCACACUAGAAGACGGUCACUGAUGCUACAUACUGGAUGUCUGAGAAAAUGUUGUUUUUCUUAGGGUGGAAGGAGUGAGUGGGUCAUCCACUACCCACUGAAUUUUCAUUUUCAGUCUUUUAAUAAAUCCCCAAUUUUGAGCUCAAAAUGAGUCCUGCAACCCAUUUUUCAUUUAUACAAGACUGCAAAAGGAAAAAUAUCAAUCAUUCUAAAUAGUUAUUUUAUGUCCCAUUUGUUUUAUCCAGAUUUAUAAUAAUGUAAUUUGUCAACUCAGAAUUGCCUUUACAAAAAUGGCUGAUAUUGCGUAGCCAUCAAGCCGAGUAAUAUUGUAGCCGUUUUUAUCAGCACAAUCAUAAUCACCUUUUAACCCUAAGUUUUCACUGCUCUAAUGACCUUCACAAUUUUGUUCCGUGCUGAAAUUCAGCCAAGCCAAACAUGAACUAUAUUCUGCCGACAGCUCUCCCACAACAAUACCAGUGUUCAGAAGAAACAAAACUUUUAUUCUUUUUGAUUUUUUUUGUACUAUAUAUCUUUAAAUAGAUAAAGGAUUCAGUCACAGGUAUUUUGCGGUAGCUUGGGACGGACUCCAGUUUAAUGUGAAAACAAUAUUACAUGAUGGUAUUCAAUCAACAUUUCGACCCCAGAGGGACUCUUUUUUUAAACAACAAUAACAGCCAAAAAAUCAGUCACUAUAUAGUAGUGAUGUCCCAGACGGUUCGCCAGCACAAUCAGAUAUUAAUGGGACUACCAAAUUGUCUUACGUGCUAAAAUGGGAGGAAGAAUUGGAAAUAAGCUUACCAAUGACAGAGUGGGAAACGGCCAUAAAAUACACCAACAAUCCUGAAAAUGUGUCACGCACUGGGAAGCGUAUUUCAAAAUACUGAUAAGAUGGUACAUGACCCCUAACAGACUCGGCAAAAUAUAUCCUGGCUUAAUUUCAAACUGCUGGAGAUGUACAAAGUAGAAGAGCACUUUGAAACACAUAUUCUGGGAAUGCACAAAUCUACAAACCUAUUGGCUACACCUACAACAACUAAUUUACACAAUCAGCGGACUAACACUCCCACUUUUACCAGCUUCUUAUCUUUUACAUUUAAUUCCUGAUCUGGGAAAUAUACCCUCAAGAGCAGCAGUGCUAAAUAUUCUUUUGGCAGCUAAAACUAGCUUAGCCGCCCAUUGGAAAAGUGAUUCCGUUCCCACCAUUCCAGAAGUAAUAAACAGAGUCAAUGCCACAUUCAACCGUGAAAAAGAAUGGGCAAAGAGAGGGGAUAUGCUCAAGUUCCUAGAUCAUUGGAACAACUGGGAAUCUUUCACACUAACUAACCAUUGACCCCAUAUAUUUACACGGUCAUUCAAAAUAUAUAUCAAUGUACUUACUGAUUUUGGCAAAUAACCAUGGGACCCAACUCUGUUCCCCCCUAUACCCCUCCCCACACACCCUACUUAUAUCUACUACCUGUCAGACAUCAUUGUUAAGCAAUUCUUUAACCCAUCCCCAAUUUCCAAGUUGGCAAGUAAUAUGUCAGGCAUCAAAGAUAACAAGAGAAUAGAACCGUUCAACUAGUGUGGGUUGCAUAUAGAAUCUGAAUGUACAAAACUUACCCUCUAUGAAAUUUCAUUAUAACCUAAGGUCACACACACAAUCGACAAUAGGGUAUUUGGUCAUCAGACCAUAUCAGUGACGAAUUGAUAAAGAGUUAUGACCUUAAAAAUAGGUUCUUAAGUAUAGAAGCAUAUAAUGGUUUAGCUUAUGUCAAACACCCACGCAUCUUGUAAGACCAAACUUUUGAUAACAGAAGCGUAUAUCUGCAAAUACAACUAGUUAAGUACUUUAAUGUAAUUAUGCUUCCCAGUAUAACAGAGUUAUCUACUGUCAGUGACGUAUUGUGAUUGCAAAAAUCCCUUAUGAUGUUUGUCGUUAUACAUAUAUAACAAUAAAAAUGAUAUAUUGAAAAAAAAAUGAUACUCUGUUUGGUUAAGGAAUCCUCGGCAUUCUUGAAUAUUACCAUCAAAAUGCAGGGGAGGAGAUAGAGAGACAGUAGGUGCCUUGUGUAGUAUAGGUGGAGGUACACUAAGCGGAGGUGAGACAGUAAGAGAAGCCGCAGGUUGCAGAUGCGCUGUUCGGGUGAGAAGCGUAUUGAAGGCCUGGGCAAAUUGAUCCAUGCGGUGAUCAUUCUCCUCUAGUUUCCUUUCGCAAGCAGCUAUGUGCUGACACAAUUAUACGGCCACGUCGUAAUGUCAGGAUUACUAUAUGAUCCAGCACGUAGUAUUGUGUCACACAGAUGACUAAUGGGUAACGUAUUACCGGACCUUAGAAUGGCCGGACUAACAUACUAAAGAAUAGUCAGGAUAAUAGUCGAGGUCAGGGGACACAGAAAGAGACACAAUGAUAAAGGAAAGCCAGAGGUCAGGGAUACCAGAAUACAGGGAAGUCAAAAUCAAAGCCAAAGUCAAAAACCAGAAUAAACUUGAAUCAGGAACGCGCUCUGACAACCACUAGGGAAACCACGACAGGGCAAUGAUUUACCUUUCUGAUUGGCCGAGAUCGCUCUUUGACCCCAAAACGUGCGUCGUCAAUCACGUCUGUGGAUGUGGGAGUAUAAUUAGCCAUGGCUCCGCAGUGGCCGGCGUCCAUUAACAUGCCGCAAGUGUUAGUCAUGCAGAAGCACGUCCACUGACCGCAAGAUGAGGAAGAAUAUGUUACACAUGACACUCCCCAUAGGCACAUUAGAAUGCCCCAACCUGCUAUCAGUUUCCAAUGACCCUCUCAUGGUUGACACCCUGAUUGACAAAGAAGUACACAAAGGAUUCAUGAUGGGUCCAUUUUCCUCCCCUCCUUUUUAAUUGUGGCGUACGAAUCCCAUUGGGUAUUGAUUUUAGCAAAUACUCCAAUAAAAAACUUAUGAUCAAACUUAUGAUUAUGUGGCAAACGUGCCUAUGAAACAAGCUCCUGGAGGAGCCUGCUAGCUAGCCUCCUGCCAAAGGACUGUGGACCAUGUCCAUAACCCUGUUCAGGAAUUAGCCUGCCUGGCCUCCCCAAGAGACUUUUCCCCGAUUCCCCUGGUUCAGCACUUUCCCUCUCUUUGCAUUCAGCCGAACGCUGGCUCCAUUGUGGCCAUUCGCACGGACCAAAACUGCGAACAGACUUCAGGGGUACUUAGCCGCAAUCGCCUGGAACUAUUUUUGGGAUGAGUACUUUGCAGUUCCUGGUCGGUCCCCAGCGGUACUUAGCCGCGAUUGUUAUGGAACUAUUUUCGGCUAGGGGAGUGUGCGGUUCAACUUGGUCUGGUAAUUUCAACCACUUUGCACACCGCCAGGAGAGCGCUUUUUGGAGGGAAGGUACCUGAGACUGCCUGAGAGCCAGGCAGAGAACCCAGUAGUUAACAUACCAGAGCCCCAGGAAGAGACCGCAAGACCCCUGCCAAGCUCUGGCAGCUAGAGGCUGGAGUGCUGCUGGUGUCCAGGUGAGAGCUAGGAAACUUGACAGAGGUACCCAGCCAGGGUACCAGGUGGUCCAUCACAGUAGCCUUAUCUGCUCCUCAUUUGUCAAUCACCCCAAACUUAAAUUCCCUCAUUCCAUCCUUUGAAUUUUCUCUACACUAUGCCACUGUAGAUAAUGCCAGACAAGCAAUCUUAAAAGCUGGUAGAGCUGUGUGGUUAAGUAAAACAGAUGUCACCAAUGCUUUUAAGUUGCUACCUAUUCAUCCCUCUUUAUGGCAUAUUCAUGGUAUUACGUGGAGAAAAAAAUAUUAUUUUGCUACUAGACUCACGUUGUGCGCUAAAAGUAUUCCAAACAUCUUUGACACAUUUCCCGAGACUUUAUGCUGGCUUCUCCUCAACAUUGCCAGCUGCCCCACAGUGAUACAUUAUUUGGACAAUUUUCUGUUGGUGGAAGAUAGUAGAAACACACCCCUGAGCUUAAAGAGCACAACUGCACUAUUUUCUAUACUUGCCAUUCCAUUUUCACCCGACAAGACCAAUUAAUGCAGUCAUAUCUUCCUGAGGAUAAACUCCAUUGUAUUUGCGAAGAAUUAGACAAGUUCCUGAAUUUACAAGUUUGUACGCGCAAGGAUCUUCGAUCUUUACUGGGUUCCUUGAACUUUGUGAUGUGCGUUAUUCCACAAGGAAGAUCAUUUCUAUCCAGACUGCUAUGCCUCCUACAAGGCCUCUUAGACAUCAGCAUUAUUUGUCUAGACCCACCUGCUAGGGCAGACCUGACCAUGUUGCAAGAUUUCCUUGCACACUGGAAUGAUAUAUCAAUGUUUAUUCCCCCAGUGUCCGACCAAUCUCCGGUUUUCUGGACUGAUGCAGCUGCUAACACUGGGUUUGCUGCAAUUUAUAACUACUAUUGGUUAAGGAACAACUGGCCUAAAGAAACAAUGGAGUUAACUUCCUUUCUGAAAAAUUUGGCUUUAUUCUAAAUUUACCCCAUAGUGGGGAAAUCGUUGGUCCUGUAUGGCUGUCAAAUGUUAUACAGACAACAUGGUAGCUUGCAAAAUAAUCAAUAAGGGUCGGUCAUCAUCCCUGACCAUUAUGAAAUUGAUUUGAAGGUUGACUUGGUUAGCAGCCACUUACAAGUUUUUCCUUGUCUGUGCGCAUGUACCAGGUUGCAAUAAUUCUGCUGCUGAUGCAUUGUCCUGUUGUAAAUUGCAGGAAUUCUUCCUUCAACAUUCUACUUCCAAUAGAUACCCAAACUGCACCUCGAAUUCCACAGUCUAAUCCUGGAUUGACCAGAUUAUUGGCCCACGGCAGAACAUAUCACAAGUGGCCUUAUCCACAAAUACUCUAAAAACAUACAACAGAGCAACAAUGACCAUUUCAAUCAGUUCUCAGUGGAAUUUAACACUUUUUCUGUUCAAAUCAUGGUAGCUUUUUCCGUAAUUUUCCACCUUCACCUCAAACUAUCAUACAAUACCACCAAAUUUUAUUUAACAGGUGUAUAACAUUUCAUAAUGACCACCAUGCUAAUCACAACCCUUUCCUAUCCUCAUAUCCGAUAAAAAAAACAUUCUAAAUGGCAUCAAUAAAGUUGAUGUAGGGUAAUAACUGCUUGAUCCAAGGAUAAAUCUGACUGCCAUUCUGGGGUCAAGAAGGAAUUUGUUUCCUAGCUUGUUGCAAAAUUGUGCUUCAAACUGGGUUUUUUUGCCUUCUUUUGGAUCAACAGCAAAAAACAAAUGUGAGGAAGGCUGAAUUUGAUGGACGCACGCAAGUCUCUUUUCAGCUAUGUAACUAUGUACUAUGUACUAUAAUAAAGUAGAACAUCCCACUACUCAGAAAUGGUUACCUAUAGACAGAAAAAAAAUCUGAGCCUUAUCAAAUAUUCUGGACACCUAACCAUUCGACCCUUGAACAAAUAUGGUCAUAAAAACGGCUAUUUAUAUUGCCUUCUACAGGUUUUCAAGACCUACAGAGUUCGUGGUUGUAGCCAUUUGUGUCUCAUCAUCAAAGACAUAAAAAAGUAAAAAAUCAUUAUAUACUAUUAUUAAGACAUUCCAAAUCUAACCAUCCUUUAGAAAUCCCCUUCUACCCUACCAAGAAUAAUUGAUGCCCUGUUAAAGUCCUGGACGCAUAUCUACACAACAUCAGAGACAAAUCACCAGAGGUACCACUACUCACACUACAAGGUUGGGCAGACUAGAUAGGCCGAAUGGUUCUUAUCUGCCGUCACAUUCUAUGUUUCUAUGUCCUCUCACCACUCCUAAAUUCAUGUUCUAUGUCAGAACUCUAUGCAUUAGAUUUGGUUUUAAUCCAGCCUCAUACUCAGGACACUCAUUUAGAAUCGGAACUGCAUAAACUGCAUCCAGUACCAACACACCUGUUCAUAUCAUUAUAAGAUUAGGUAAUUGGAAAUCAGCUGUAUGUAAUGGGUAUAUUCCUCAACCAGAGAAAGAAUUAAGGAAAGGAUUUAAAAAUCUUGUAUUGUAAACAUAAGCAAUAAUGUUUUUUUUUGUUUUUUUUCUGCAUUCCUUUUUGCCCUCUUUUAUUACAGGCCUACCAGUACAUCGGUUUCGGCUACCACUACCGACUUGUUCCAUUAAUAAGGUUAUUACAUGGCUUAAAUGUUACCGACUACAAGUUUAACCCCUUAAGGACACAUGACAUGUGUGACAUGUCAUGAUUCCCUUUUAUUCCAGAAGUUUGGUCCUUAAGAGGUUAAAGGCCAAAGGCCUGUAUUUGUGGGAGGAGUUAGCAUUCCUAUAAAAACCCAAUACACCCUGCUUACCCUUGCCAUGCCGUUCAGUUCAUCCCAUCCACCUCACCCUUCUCCUUUACAUUCAUUCUACCUGGGGAGCCCUCUUAUAUUACAGGCCUACCCUUUCGUUGGUAAUGGCACAAAACUACUGACUUGUUGCAUUGGUUAUUGCAUGGUUAUUGGGCGAAUUAAGUGAGCCCUGCCCAGAGUUAAGAUGCUGUAAUAAAUCUAAAUAGCAUUUUACUUUAAAACACUUGGUAAAAGUAUGGCAUUUUUGUAAAUUGAGUAGUAAAGAGUAUAUGACUAAUAAUUAAUAUGUGACUGGUUAAAUGAUCUUUAGAGAUGUUGGAAACAGGAAUUUGAUUAGAAAGAUCAAAUUGCAAAAAAUAUAUGCCUGUCACAUAUUUUAUUUCUGUCCUUAGAACAAAAAAAAGGCCAGGACUUACAAGGAACAUCACAUAAAUCAAAACAUCCACCACGAUCCACAAAAUCUGAACUGGUACGUCAGUUUUUCUCUUCAACUACAGAGCUAUAUUAUGUGCAUUAUAUAUUUUAUAUGCUAAUAUCUAUUUGUAGCUUUUUGUUCUUAAAUAAACACUUCAAACACUAUAACCACUAAAGCCUUCUGCUACUGUUUAAAGGGACACUAUAGUCGCCUGAACAACUUUAGCUUAAUGAAGCAGUUUUGGUGUAUAGAACAUGCCCCUGCAGCAUCACUGCUCAAUCCUCUGCCAUUUAGGAGUUAAAUCCCUUUGUUUAUGAACCCUAGUCACACCUCCCUGCAUGUGACUUGCACAGCCUUCCAUAAACACUUCCUGUAAAGAGAGCCCUAUUUAUGCUUUCUUUAUUGCAAGUUCUGUUUUAUUAAGAUUUUCUUAUCCCCUGGUAUGUUAAUAGCUUGCUAGACCCUGCAAGGGCCUCCUGUAUGUGAUUAAAGUUCAAUUUAGAGAUUAAGAUACAAUUAUUUAAGGUAAAUUACAUCUGUUUGAAAGUGAAACCAGUUUUUUUUUUUCAUGCAGGCUGUCAAUCAUAGCCAGGGGAGGUGUGGCUAGGGCUGCAUAAACAGAAACAAAGUGAUUUAACUCCUAAAUGACAGUGAAUUGAGCAGUGAAAUUGCAGGGGAAUGAUCUAUACACUAAAACUGCUUUAUUUAGCUAAAGUAAUUUAGGUGACUAUAGUGUUCCUUUAAGAAGUCAGUUUGUUUAAGAACAGUUUGAUGGCUGGCUAGCAAGUGCUGCCCCAUGGUUUCCUGCUUCCAGAUUUUGCUGAAAUAAAAACACAGUUAACUCCACUAUGCUAUACAGGGCAUUUCAGGGCACCUCUUAUUGGUUGAGAGGAUCUGCUAAACAAUUUCAGUCAAUGAGCACAGUUGUGUAUUGCAGGGCACCCAACAAGCAAUGAUAUAUAGAAAAAAUAGGAGUAAUAAAGUGCAUAUACAGAACAGUGUCACUUUCCCCUACAAAGCAUACCACAGUCAGUUUGCCCAUUGAACAUUUGCCAAGCCAGCCAUUAAAGGAACACUAUAGGGUCCGGAACACAAACAUGUAUUCCUGACCCUAUAGUGUUAAAACCACCUGUUAGGUGGCUUGCCCCUCCCCCCCCUCCCUUAGCCCUCUUAGAAGGGGUUAAAAAAUAUCUUAUUUCCGUCAGUACUGGCCCUGCCUGAUCCACCUCUUUGUGACAUCAUCAGAAUUUAAGAUUUUUAGCCAAUCCAAUGCUUUCCCUAUUGAUGAGUGACCACUAGAGGUGUCCCUAGUGUUCAAUGUAAACACUGCUUUUUCUCUGUAAAGGCAGAUUGCAUGAAAAUGUCUGAAGGGAAUGAUUAUACUUAACAGAACAAACAGCUGUAGUUGUUCUGGUGACUAUAGUGUCCCUUUAAUUAAUACCACAGUCAGUGUGCUCAUUAAUAAAUACCAGUAGCUUGUCUGUGUGUUCAGACCAGUCCUUCUAUCCUUCACUGCCCUCGUCCAUCAAUAAGCCUUGUGUGCUCAUGACCUUGAUGCUGCUUCACUGGUUGUCCUUCCUUGCAACGAGACAGGUGGUGAGCCUGUGUAUGGGGUGUUUGACAGUAUGUGUUUGAGGGGGGAGGUGACUAUGUGUAUGUGUGGGGGGAAGGUAACUGAGUGCGUGGGGGGGUUGACAGUUUGUGUUUGUGGGGGAGAGACAGUAUGUGUGUGGGGAGGUGACAGUAUGUGGCCAUGAAUUGGGUCAGUGGGUAGACUGUGACCUGACCACUUCCCAUUGUAUAAAUGUUAAGCCCUCAACCAAUGCCCAGGGAUGGAGGCACAGGAGGGACCUGUGUCAGCCACCCCUUUCACCCUAUUUUUUAUAGACCCCAUCGCUAGUACUUUAACCAAAGCCAACCAGAAUUUUUAUGUAAAUCUAAAAAUUGCCAUUAAUUUUCACCAAAUUGUGUCCAUCUGGACAAAAUCAGGUAUUGAGGAAAUAAACCCCUCAAUAAUCUCAGCUACUGAAGCAUACAGUCCCAAGUAUAUUAAAAAAAGGUGCUUUGCAAAUAUUCUGGAUUCUAUAAUUUGUACAGGUUUCAGAUGCUUUAAGCAUUGAUUUCAAAUCUGAUCUCGAAUGCAUCCAGCCGAAUUAUGUAGAUGCCUUGCCUUGACCAAAUUAAAGGAUUUAGAAUUGGCUUUAGUGAAUAUGAAGAUUAUAAUAUUGGACACUGAAUUUUGUUUUAGAAUUUUUGACAAAAUUUAGUUUAGUGAAUAACCUGACAGUGUCAUAUUCCUGCAUUUGUAGCUUCACAGGGCUUCUUCUGCACUUGGAAAACACUGAAUAAAGUAAUGUGCUGGGGGGCUUGGAAGUGGAAGUCCUAAAUCCACCAAUGACCAGACAUAUAGAUUUGGGACUAAACGGCCCCACAUUCAAGGUUGUAGACCUCUAAGCAAUUAACCUGCUUGCAAAUAAUUCCUAAUUUAAAUUUUAUUUUAGCCAGUUACCAGUGAGUCACCAGUCACCUCCUUCCUAAAGCACCGGAUUAUUAUCUUCUCGAGGUGCCAAGAGAGCUAUUACCAGUGGUUGAGGAAUAAGCUGAAGGACAAAGAAUUUGGCAAUUUGGUGGAUGAAGUCUGUGCUGUAAAUAUUACAAAUAUAUAUUCAGAGUUUAUUAAAGAGAUCCCGAAGUGCACGUUUGCUAUUUUGUAUCACACUACUAAAUUUGGACGUGUAAAUAUUACUAAUGUCACAGACGCAUUGUAUGACAAGGAGCUACAGGAUCUAUCGCAUCAUCUUGGUGAGAAGAUAUAUAAUAUAUUAACCAGUUAAUGUAUCAAUCAUAUAAUUUAAAUGCAUGCUAUGUUUAACAGUGACCAAAAGUUUCCUAAUUUACUGUUUUAUUUUUUAUUUAUUAAUUUAUUUUCAAAGUUUAAUUUUAUUGUUUUUAUGGGAACUUUAUUAAGUUUGUGUGCAUAUAUAUGCAAUAUAUACACACAGACAUACAGACAGACAUUAAAAAUACGCACACAGACAGACAUACAGAAACACAGACAGACAUACACACACAUACAGACACACACACACACACAUACAGACAUACAUACGCACACAUACAGACACACAUACAGAUAUACACACACUCACAGAAACACAGACAGACACACACAAAUACAGACACACAGACAGACAGACACACACACACAGCAAGACAUACAGACAAACAUACACACACCCACAUACAGACACACGUGCAUUUCCCUGGGGUCCAGUGGUGGCUCAGGCUGAUGGGAGUCAGAGUUCCCACUCUGACUCCCUCUCCUUCCUCCUGCCUGGCUCCCUGUGGUUGCUGGGAGGAAGUGUCCGGGGCAGUCACUUCCUCCCAGCCUCUGACCUCAUCAGAGGGGGCCCGGUUGCAAUGUUAAAGCGCUGACCGGGCCCCCUGGAAUUACAUAGCAUCAGGUGGCCAUAACAGCAUGGGCCACCCGAUGGACCCCGUCAAUGCGGCCCCGGCAGUUACACCGCGUGGACCGGGGCAGCAUUACUCAGCUGGCGGGACCCGCGGUCUCAGGGGUCCGCAGGGCAGCCAGGCCCCCUGAAGUGAUAGGCCCAGUCGCAACUGCGACCCCGGUAGUUCCUCCACUGUUCCUGUACCCGGCCGGACUGAAAGGAAGUGCUCACUAAAAGAGUACCUUCUGUCAGUCCGGCCAGGUACAGGAGACUGAAUCUCCUGUACCGCGAUGCGCACUGCUCCGCUUGGCCACGCUACCAGGAGACGCACUGGGGAGCGGGGACCAAGGAGGAGAGAGACACACUGGGGACCAAGGAGGGGAGAGAGGGAGGGGCACUAAGGGAUGGGGGGACGCUAUGGGAUGGGGGGAUGUUAAGGAUCACUAUGGGACGGGGGUGGUGGAACACUAUGGGAAAGGGGGUGGGGGUGGUAAGGAACACUAUGUAAGAGGGGUGGUAAGGAACACUAUGGGACAGGGGAGGGGCAGGAAAGUAAACUAUAGGAUACGGAAGGGGGUGAAAAACACUAUGGGACAGGGGAGGGGGGAAAAGAAAACUAUGGGAUAUGGAAAGGGGGUGAAAAACACUAUGGGACAGGGAAGGGGGGUGAAAAAUACUAUGGGACAGGAGAGGGGGUGAAGAACACUAUGGGAUCUAGGAGGGGGAGAAAGAACACUAGGGGUGAUAGAGGAACAUUAAGGGAGGACACUAAGAUACAUGGGAGCGAAGGGAAAAGGAACAUUAAGGGGAAUGGGCGUGGCACUAAGAGACAGGUAAGGGGUGAUGGGAGGGAAUUCCUACCGCACAUAUUUACACAUAAACACACUGCAUCCACUACAAACACACACACAGAGACACACACACACACACACUGCAUCCACUACACAAACACAUUGCAUCCACUACUCACACUGCAUCCACUACACAGACAAGUACACUGCAUUCACUACACAAACACACACACUGCAUCCACUACACAAACACACACACUGCAUUUACAAAUUAAAUACUUUCACUGCAUCCAUUACACACAAACAUAUUAAUAUUCUUGAAAACAUAAAAAAUCUGACUGGCAUGUAUAUUUUCUGCAUUUACCACUUAAUAAAAAAAAAGAUUUGCAAAAAAAAAAAGGUACAAAUUGACAUUAGCAAAGAACAAUUGAAAGGAUUCUUCUCAUUUAGACUUUGAGGAGAUAGAGUAUUCAAAGUAAAGAUCCAAUGAGCUUCCCUGCAAAGUAAUUCAUUGUCCCUGUCAUCACCUCUCCUUAAAGGGGGGACAUGAUCAAUCCCUAUAAAUUUAAGGGAAGGUUGUUGGUGUCCUGUCUCAAAACAAAUGUCUAGCCACUGGUGAGGCAUUCUUGGGAUCCUUAUUGCCAUUCCUGAUGGAAGACCUGUGGUUAUGAAAUCUCUCCCUGAGGUCAUUUUUCGUUUUACCCAUAUUCACAAGUCCACAUGUAUCCAAUAAACCACAAACUCUGUAGUGCAAGUGAUAUAGUGACGUACCAUCCAGAAUGGGUUCUAUUUCUCAGACAUCUGUAAAAUCCAGUGUGUAUAAAAGCAUUAGAUAUGUUGCACUGAUAGAUUUGAUCAAGCUAUUUUGUAGGUUACAUAAUAACAUAGUCUGAAAAGAGGCUUGUGUCCAUCAAGUUCAGCCUUCCUCACAUUUGUUUUUUGCUGUUGAUCCAAAAGAAGGCAAACACACCCAGUGUGAAGCACUUCCAAUUUUACAACUAACUAGGAAAAAAAUCAGAGUUUGAAUCAGGAGUCAAGCGCAGCGAGGGAAAAAAGAUGAGUAAAUCACCUUUUUUUUAGCCCUAGCAGCGCUGGCCCUUAAUGGUUACAGCAUUAAAAAACGUUAUUUGCUAACGCUGUAUUGUUAGUUUGAUUUCUUUCUGGUCAGGCGUGUAGUUUUCUGCAGUUUUUUUUCUGACAGGUCAUUAAUUAGGGGCCUCAUUUUGAGUAUCCUGUCAUAAAAGGGGUAAUAUGCCCUGAGCACACUGUGCCCUGUCACUGAAAUGGAGGAUCCCAUAAAAAGCAGGAUAGUUAGUAUGCAGCCUUCAGGUUACAUUUAGAAGUGCCCAGUGUUCCUUUAGACCAUGGGUCGUCAACCUGUUCCCUACCGCCCACUAAUGGGCGUUUCAGGAUUCCAGGUGGGCGGUAGGGAUUUUCUCAUUUGGAGAGAUUGGGUGGGCGGGCAGGUGCGAGCCGGCGGUACCCCUGCAACCGGGUACCGCUAUCACCAUUUGCGGUCCCGGCCCGGGCGACAAACCGCCGGGGCCGCCGUCCAAGGGGUCCAUCGGAUGGCCCAUGCUGUCAGAGCCACCCGAUGGAUGUCGAUUGUGAGGGGGCCCGGUCAGCGCUGGGCGCUUUAACAGCGCGACCAGGCCCCCUGUGAUUACAUCACAGAGCUGGAAGGAAGUGACUGCAUGUCACUCCUCCCAGCUAACACACAGACCGCGUGGGAGGAAGACCAGGGAGUCAGAGUGGGAACUCUGACUCCCAUCCACCUGAGCCACCACUGGACCCCAGGGAAAGUCACCCUCCUCCACCUUAAAGGUAGGAAACAGGAGGGUGACUUAAAUAUAAUGUGUGUGUUUGUUUGUUUGUGUGUGUGUGUCUUUGUAUGUAUGUCUUAUGUGCAUCUGUAUGUGUGUGUAUGUGUCUUUGUAUGUAUGUGUGUCUUAUGUAUGUGUCUUUGUAUGUAUGUCUUGUGUGUGUGUGUAUGUGUGUCUUAUCUCUGUAUGUAUGUGUUGUGUGUCUUGUCUUUGUAUGUAUGUCUUGUGUGUGUGUAUGUGUGUUUUGUCUUUGUAUGUAUGUAUGUGUUGUUUCUUGUCUUUGUAUGUAUGUGUUGUGUGUGUAUGUGUCUUUGUAUGUAUGUGUGUCUUAUGUAUGUGUGUCUUGUUUCUGUGUGUAUGUGUGUGUCUUUGUAUGUAUGUUUGUAUGUAUGUGUCGUGUGUAUGUGUGCCUGUCUGUUUGUGUGUGUGUCUGUCUGUGUGUCUGUAUGUAUGUGUGUGCCUGUCUGUUUGUAUGUAUGUGUCUUUGUAUGUGUGUCUUGUGUGUGUGUCUUGUAUGUGUGCCUGUCUGUUAUAGUGGGCCUUUGUAAGUGGGCUACCUAGCUCAGCCUUCCUACUAGGCAUUGCUAUAAGUAAGUUUAAAAAAUAGAAAAAAGGGGGGGGAAAAAGGUGGGGAGGGGAAUUGAGGAGGAAGAGGAGGGGAGCUGACGCACAGAUGAGAAAUCAUAUUAUGCGCAAACAGAAAAGUCGUCUGAAUGUCACCGAAAAAGGAGACCUUCGUUUGUUCCUUACGAAAAUCGAACCAGAUAUCAAAUAUUUAGUCUCGCAGCAUCAACCUCAAGGAUCUCAUUAAUCACUAGUAAAGGUAAUUUAAAUUUACUUUAUUGUUUUCUCAUUAAACUUUAUAAAGUUAAAAACAUUAUAAACAUGCAUAAAGUAGAAAUAAAAAGAUAAAUGUACGUACAUUUAUUUUUUUUUAAACGCCCUCCAUUCUAAAAAAAUAUACUGCACUUGCACGACAACUGGUGGGCGGUAAGGAAAUUUUUCCAUCAAGAAAGAUGCAUUAGUGGGCGGUAGGUAGAAAAAGGUUGACUACCACUGGUUUAGACACAGUGGGGCAUUAUGAGCACCACUUUGUAGAUGGUUCUAUGCUGGGGCAGUAGAUAUGGGUGUAGACUCCCAAGGACUCCUUUCUUAUAAAUAAAUAACGGAGUUGCAACACCAAUAUUUUAUUAGAGGAGUUGUUUCUCAAGUCUGAGUGGAUUAAUGCACAUACAGCUUAAAUACCCAAUAACUGAACCCGAUUGAGAUGGACACCCCAAGGUGGAAUUACAUGAUGGCAUUUUUGAAUUAACUUUAGAUGUACAAAGGCACCGUGAUCAAAAGUGCAAUAGUACAAAAAAAAGUAAAUAAAUAAAAAAUACCAGUUACAAAAUUAAAUUACUCCUGUGGUUGCUCCACCUUUUUUCAAAUGCCUUUCAUUGUAGUGGUUUUACGCUGCCUAACUGAUUUUUGCGGUGCCUACUACCACUGGUACCUCUGUGAAUGCACUGUGUUUCUUUUCCACACUGAAGGGCGGCCACUCUCCCUACAGAAUGGAUGUGUGUAUUGAUACAAGCACUGGAAGGCAGGUACUAUGCAAGCAUGUGACUCACAUGGUGCAGGAGAAUGGUUAUCAGGGGUGGCUGCUGCACAGUUCUGAUUCCUCUUACUUUCCUCAUCGUUUCCUGUGUGCUAGGAGGAAGUACUCUGAUGUCACUUCCACCCAGCACCACUCCUAAGUAAGGGGGCCCCACAAGAAAUCUUCAACAUUAUCUGGUUGUGGGGGUAUACUUUUUCCUGACUAGACCUCGGCAAUGCACUUCUGCUUGAGCAUGACCACUACUGGAGUAAUGCCUGUACUCCCUGAUGGUGACCUUGUUUAUGUAUGUGCAAGCUAGCCAUUUCAUCCUAUCUUUAAAACUAGUGUUUUUCUUUCACUUGCUUUGUGGUUGAUUCCUUAUCUUUGCAUUAUCUGUGUGUCUCCUACAGGAAAGGAUAAAGUAAUUGUGGUUAUUGAUGACAUGAAGGUCACUAGCACUAAAGAGAAGGACAGGAUCCUGAAGAGCCAGCCCAGCAUCGGGACACUGACCAAAGAACUAUUCCUCUUUGAUGAGAACAAAAAUAAUUUAUCUAAACAAGUGACAUGUUUGAAGACAAUUCUGGGUGAGAAACUCAUCGCAAACACUGAAGCACUUUUGUAA
This is a messenger RNA of Pelobates cultripes (western spadefoot toad), 17754 nucleotides long. The record is from the annotation of a GenBank genome assembly. NCBI's taxonomy places the organism in Eukaryota, Metazoa, Chordata, Amphibia, Anura, Pelobatidae.